Molecule: messenger RNA, 2215 nt
Organism: Hydra vulgaris (swiftwater hydra)
Lineage: Eukaryota; Metazoa; Cnidaria; Hydrozoa; Anthoathecata; Hydridae
Source: RefSeq, a predicted model, not a curated record
AAAAAAAAAAGUUAGAAGUAUUAGAUUGGAUAAAAUAUUUUUAGUUAAAAAGUUGAUCUUUGAUUAACUUCCAGCAAAAAAAUUUGCAACUGCUAAAGAAAUUAUUCAAUAUUAUCUUUUUCUACGAAAAUCAAAAUGUGAAGAAAAAGUGAAGUUCUUAGUAGGUUAUCCUAACAAAAGUUCUUCUUGUAUACCCAAUUGUCCAGUUAAUCAGUCUGACUGCUGCAUACUGUCCAAACUAAUGGUUGCCUGGAUACUUGGUGGAUUUAAAGUGGUUACAAUGCAAAAGCUAAAGUAAUAUUUUCAAUAAGUUCUAAAUUAUUUUAGUCUAUGUUUAUUACAUUAAUAUGCUGUUAAAUAAUAUUUUUACAGGAUUAAAAUUGAGAAACUGCUGAAGGAGUGGAUGAAAUUAAAAGAUCAAAAACACAAGACAAAUUCUACUGAAAUACUAAAAAAAAUUCAUUUGUUUGAAGAGAAAAUGAAUAAGGUAUUUUGGAUUGGAGAACAUCCUCACGUUAUGUUUGAAGAAAUAAUAAAAAAUAAAAUAAGAAAAGUGAAAGACAAAGAGGAAGCUUUCUUAAAAGACCAGCUUUGUGAGUACAAGUAGAGAUAAAAGAUAUGAGUAUUCUGUAGUAAGAAGUAAAAGAUGCAUAUCAAAGUUAAAUAGAAAUCCAUCAGCAGAAUUAUAUAAGAAUAAUUUAGAUGAUCAAAGUUCUACUAGUUACACUAGCGACAAAUUAGACAAGGAAACAAAUGUUGACUUUGAUUUUAAUACGCAUUCUAAUAUUCAAAAUUCUGUUCUUCAUCUUAAAAAUAUUCUUCAGUCAACCACUCAUACAUCAGUGGGAGAAGGUAUAACACCCCACAAACAUACAGCAUUGAUUACAAGUGUUAUUGUCAUGGCUGGUGGUUCUGUAGCAAACUUUAAUUGUUCUAAACCCACAUCUUAUAGAGCUGCAGAGAACAUAAUAUCUGUCAGUACUAAAGAAAUAAAAGAAUCUGUAAAAAAUACUGUAAUAUCAUCAAUUUCACUAAUGACUACACACUUUGAUGGAAAAAUUGUUAAUGAAUUAAUAAAGGGAAAGCAAUUUAAAAAAGAUAGAAUUGCAGUUUUGGUAAGGAUUGAUGCAAAAUCAUAACAACUUGGCUUCUAAAGAUUCUAGUUCAGAGGUUAAUCAAAAGCAAGCUAUUGUAGAAUUGAUGGAAUUUUUUGGAUUAAAAGAUAAGGUUAAAUGUCUCUGUUUUGACACAACUUCAGCAAUUACAGGAAAAUGGCAAGUUACUUGCAUGAGAAUAAUUCAAUAAUUUUAACGUUUCUUGUUGUUGAUUGCAUGCAGAUGUCAUGUAAUUGAGCGACACAUAGCCCAUUUCUGGAAGAUUUACCCAAACAGCGAAACUUCUGGUCCAGAAAACAAACUAAUUGAAGUUCUGAAACAAAACUUGAAUAGUAUCGAUGCUGAAACUAAGGAACUGAAAAGAAUAAUAAUACCACCUGGAAAAUGAAUAUACAAUUAAAAACUAGCUGCUGUUCAGUUUCGUCAUAAUGUGAUCAGUUUAAAGAUCGUAUUUUAAACAGUUUAAAGAUCCUUAAAAAGGUCAGAAAUAUAAGAAAAGAAUACCAUGAGCUAGCUGAACUUACCUUAAUGGUUCUAUCGUCAAAUAGGUUUAAGUUUCAUUAUCAGGACCAGUUCACCAUUCAAGAUUUAUAGGAAAAGGUUUACACUACUUAAAAUUGUAUCUUUUAAUGAGUGAAAUCCGAAACCUGACUGACAAGCAUAAAGAAAAAAUAACUGGUAUGGCUUUAUUCAUUUGUCUUUUCUAUACAGAGUCGUUUCUAAGGGCAGAGUUAAGUUCUUUGGCACCAACACAGGAUAUGAAAGCUUACUGGCAAAUGAAAAGGUUUGAGGAAUGGAACCUACUUGGCUCUCAAGCUGUUGCAAGCUCUAUUCUCAGAUAUAUUGCCCUAGCAGAUAAAGUAGGGAACUGUAGGGAACUUGGUGAUAUGGCCAGAAAACUGUAUAGUUUACAAAGAUGUCUAAGUGACAGUUUUUCUUUGGAGCGCCAGGUUAAGGACCAAACUAUAUUGAAUAGCCUUAACUUCAGUAAAGAUGAGCCUCCUAGUUUGACUCUAUUAAUAAUAGAAAAGUUGUGGCUAGUUUUUGACAUGCUCAGGAAUGUACUAUUUACUAUUUAGUUGAAAAUUUUUAUAAUUUGA